This is a messenger RNA of Beauveria bassiana ARSEF 2860, 933 nucleotides long. RefSeq names its product Acyl-coenzyme A:6-aminopenicillanic-acid-acyltransferase. Lineage: Eukaryota; Fungi; Ascomycota; Sordariomycetes; Hypocreales; Cordycipitaceae. The record is from RefSeq and is a predicted model, not a curated record. The transcript has a single exon. Bases 1 to 933 code for a protein of 310 amino acids.
AUGCAAGCGGAAGCCAAAAUCAUCAAAUGCGCCGGAACACCGUAUGAGAUUGGCUUUGCCCAUGGAUCCGGUGCGUCGGCUGAGAUUCAUGACAACAUUGUUAUUUACGACGGGUUCUUCCAAGACAGGGCCAAGAUAAACUGGGAAGAAGCCCGCCGACGGGCAUCGGCUUACAUCCCGCUCUUGUCAGCCAAGUAUCCGGAUAUCCUUGAAGAAAUGAGAGGAGUAGCAGACGGAGCUGGCAAAGGUCUCACAAUGGAAGACAUUCUUACUCUGAAUGCAAGAAGCGAGCUCGGACUCACCAACGUCGCAGACGGAUGCACCUGUCUCGGCCAGCAAGGGCCGGAAGGACACAUCUUUCUCGCGCAGAACUGGGACUGGCUGGAAGUCAAUCUCGUUGUUCUGCACAUUACCCCAAGCAAAUCGCCUUUGCAGAUGCAAUUCAUGUCAGAAGCCGGCCUCGUGGGCAAAAUCGGGCUCAAUUCCGCCGGCGUGGGGACGCUGCUGAAUGGCAUCCUCGCCAGCGCGCAAGACAGGGACAAGUUUCCGAUUCACAUUCUGCUGCGGCGUGUCCUGCAGUUCGCAUCCUCCUUUGACGAAGCCUUUGCCAUUAUGGAGGAGUACGGGCUCGCAAGCACCUGCAAUAUCGUCAUCGCCGACGCAAAAGGCAAGGCCGGAAGCAUCGAGUGCUCUCCACACGGUAAUACUGUAAUUCCACUGCGUGGGGAGACCUUUCCCUAUGUCGGACACACGAACCAUCUAUACUCGGCUGAUCGGCCGGUCAUGGCAAAGGAUCACCCGGAAGACAACUCCUUCACCAGACUGGCCCGGUUGGAGGAGCUGACAAGGCAGGACAACGAGCGUGGCAUACCACCCAGCUUUGACAGCAUACGAACGAGGCUGUGUGAUCAGCAAGGUGCACCACGAGAUUGA